This is a messenger RNA of Closterium sp. Yama58-4, 8682 nucleotides long. The record is from the annotation of a GenBank genome assembly. NCBI's taxonomy places the organism in Eukaryota, Viridiplantae, Streptophyta, Zygnematophyceae, Desmidiales, Closteriaceae.
AUGGAGGCCAAAGCCGUUUGUUUUCGUCCAAGUAGUGUUCGUGUAGAAGCGAUAGGAUUGAGCAGUUUGCAACAUAGAUCUGCUUCCGUGAGGAGGAUCUCAUGGGCUCGGAGCUCGACGCGGUUCUCUCUUCGUCACGACAGAUAUAGAGAGAGACGACAGUCGAUCACCAGGGUUUUCGCAUCCUCUACUACCCCUCCCGAUUUCUCGGCACGAUCAUCAAGCGGAGAUUUUAAGAGCAGCAACAGCGGCAAAUCGCGCGGAGAAAGCAACAGAGGUGACAACGCCGAUGGCUCCAUGAAAGAUCAGCAUGAUGAUCAACCUUCUAGUCCCCUGAAUCCUCCCUCUGUGGGUCCAUCUCCAUCUGUCAGCAAAUCGUCUCCGUCCACUCAACCGUCAUCUUCUUCAGCCAAUCCGCCAACAUCACCUUCAGUUGGCCAAUCAGGCUCCUCGUCGUCAAACCCUUCCAGUAGGCCUCAGAAUCCGAAACAGAAUCAAUUACCACGCCCGGGUAAAAGUGGUCCGGGCCAAGGAUGUGUGGUUAAAACCACCACGCAGUAUGGAUUGGUAGAAGAUAGUAGCAUGAAGGAGUAUAACCGAUCUUCCAAUGGAGGAGCAGCCAACUUCCCUGUAGCCGUUGUAGGUUCGGCGAUUCCGCCGUCGAGACCAUUUUCCAACCCUCCCCCAUUUCGGCCUCCUCCUAGUCCAGUAGCCGGGAUUGACAUGCAGCUAAGACAGCAGCAAGAGCAAGGACAGCGACCGAAACCCGCAAUGGACUCCGAAUGGAUAAACUUCAUGUCCCCGGACUGGUAUCCAGUCAAGCCUAUCUGGCAGGGUACUGAACAGUGCGUUUUGGAGCAAAAGGACUUGCUCCUCUCGCUUCCUCGUCUCUGGAGGAUGAUGCUUCUCAGCGAUGGCUCAGUUACCCGCCAUUUGGAGCUCUUGCUAGGAGAGCAAGUCACGGUAGAUUGUGUGGAGAUGCGGGGAAUCGGUCAUGCUCUUCUGGGUUUGCCUCCUGGCACGGCGCUGGUGCCAGGACCACGAGUUCAGAGACAGGUCCAUCUGAAGCCCCCGUCUGGGGAGGUGUUGGUGUAUGCUGCUUCUUGGUGGGCGGCAGAGGAGGUAAAGACAGCACUACCAGCUGUGCAGCAGCCAGUAUGGAAGACCUUGCAGCAGCAGAGGACAGAACUUUUUCGCUCACUAGAGCGGCUGUAUUAUGGGUCCUCUCCUCAUCUAGAAAGAAUAUUUGGAGUACCAGGACCUUUCUGGGCUAGACAUUAUUUCUUCUACAGUCACGGUCGCCCGCUUACCCUCAUUUACGAAGCAUUUUCUCCUCGUUUGGAUGCUGUUUUAGGGAACAGCAGUGUCCUCAUUGCGUCUAACAACGUUUCAUUAAAACUGCAUCGCUUGCAAGCCACCACCACUGCACUGCACCACACUGAAGUGGACCGAACAAUUCCUGCCAAAUCCACAUUGCACCGCAUCCCACAUGUUCACAAAAGUAUGACUCCUCACCACAUCAUCAGCGCGUCAGGCAGUCGGGUUUCUCCAAACACGCGUCUUUCCGGCCUCGCAGCCCUGGGAGUGUCGCGGCUCGUAACCCCGCUCGUGCUGUCGACGCUGCUGACGCUCCUGGCAGCGCUAGUCGCAAGGCCGACUAUCGCCGCUGCUCGGCACGAUGGAGUGCUGCAGUGCCCCACCAACGGCACGGGCGACCUCUUCCUCCCAGCCUUGGAGGCAGGCGCCGUCGCUGCCGGCACCGUGCCUUGGCACACCACCCGGGGGAAGUUCCUGCUGCUGCACUGCGUUAGAGGACAGAUCAGCAACCGUGUGUUGUGCAUUAAAAACCACCUCCUCCUCGCUGGCCUCCUCUCCCGCACGCUCAUAGUGCCUUUCCACCACUCAGAGGUGGUCCGCAACUACAACAUGCACGUCGCUCUCGACGUGGAGCACCUCAGGCGCUGCUUCGGCAAGGUGGUGUUCACGACAGCGGAGUACCGGCGCAAGUAUGUGAAGCCGAUCAAUGUGACCGAGGUGGUGUGCUGGCAUGGCCCCAAGGGCGCGUGCAGGGAGGAGGAUAAAGAGUUGCUGCUCAACUGCCCGGCACCUGAAACCAUGAACACGCCAGCUUCGGUGCUUGUUGGUGGGGAUGGAGAGGCUUUGAGAAAGAUCGGCAAGCCGGGGUUUGUCUUCAACACGCGCGUGCGCAUCACUCGCACGCUCUUUAGGGGUCAGCUCACCCGGUUGACAGGCAACCACACGGCGCUGGCUGCAUGCCUUCCCAUGUCCGCCUCCAAGUCACAGGUCCUAGAGGCAUAUGGCAACAACCAAUCGCCCGUGCUAGUGGUGGGGGACUUAGUGAACGUACACUUCACCGAGUGGCCUGAGAGUGACGCGGCUCUCGACCUCCCGUUCCAGCGCUCAUCCGACUGCCCCACGGCGCUGCUCAUCAAGCCGGCAGCGGGCAUGUUCCUGGCGGCGGAGCUGUUUGUGCGGGAGACGUUUAAAGGGGAGAGGUUUAUCGGCAUGCACUGGCGAAGAGGGGACUUCAAGGCCUACUGCUUUUGGCACGGACCCAAGAACGCCUGCUACUUUCCGGUGCAGCAGGUGGCGUAUUGGGUGUAUCGCAAGACCAGGGAGCUGGGAAUCAACAACCUCUUUCUCGCCACCAAUGCCAAGCAUGCUGAGUUGGAGGAACUAACAGUGUUGCUAAACCAAAUGUCGGAUUACAAACUAAACGUGGUGCGGUUACCAUCCGUCCGCGAAAAGAGCAAGGAGAAAUGGAUGCGACCAAUUCAACAACUGACUACAGGCCGCACGGAGCUUAUUCCAGUAGCUUUAGAAAAGCUGAUUUGUGCACAGUCGCACAUUUUCUGGGGAUCUGUGGCGUCGACCUUUUCCAUGGAUAUCCAACGGUUGCGGCAUGGCUUACGGGUGGCCAGUUCUGAAAUGGACGGCUCAGAUGAUUCAGAUGUAGAUUUCGGCACAAUGGUCAUGAAGCCUGGGAGUCGCAGGCCGCCACAGGAGCCAUCCGAUGAAGAAUCGGACGGUGAUGAAGGCGGCGAUUUUGGAACCAUGGUUAUGAAACCUGGAAGCCGACGCGACAGCGGGAGCGGCGGCGGCGGCGGUGGUGGAUGGCGUGGGGGAGGUGCUAAUGACGGGGAUAGCGACGAGGACGGGGGAGGGGAUUUUGGAACGAUGGUGAUGCGGCCACGGGGCGCGCGACGAGACGACGAUGACGGGAGCGGGGUGGAAUCGGACGGUUCAGAAGGAGGGGAUUUUGGAACCAUGGUGGUGAGUCGCGGAAAUAAAGGAAACAGCGGGAGAGGCAGGAGAAGGGACGAGGACGAGGAGGAUGAUGAGGAUGAUAACAGCGGGGAUUUUGGAACAAUGGUGGUGACCAGAGGGGGUGGAAGGCGGAAAGUGGGGCGAGAGGAGGAGGAGGAAGAGGAGGAAAGCGAGGAAGGGGAUUUUGGAACGAUGGUGGUUAGUAGGAAGAGCGGGGGAGGAGGGGGGAAGGGCAGAGGGGGAAGAGAGGAGGAAGGGGGAGGGUUGGCAGCAGCAGCUGCUAGCAUGCGUGCUCAAAUGGGGAGGGGUGGGGAGCCAGAAAGGGAGGCGGGGGACGAGGAGGAAGAGGAGGAGGAGGAAGAAGAGGAGAGUGAGGAAGGGGAUUUUGGCACGGUAGUAGUGAGCAAGUCGGCCAAAAAAAAGGGGCGGCGGCGGAAGGAGGAGAGCGAGGAGGAGGAGGAAGAGGGGGACUUUGGAACGAUGGUUGUUUCGAAACGACGAGGCCGGAAUGAUGAGGAGGAGGAAGAGGAUGAGGAGGAUGAAGAGGAGGAAGAUGAGGAUGAUGAUCAGUUUGGCACUGUGGUGGUAUCUGGGAAGAGCAAGGGGGGAGGGCGGAGGAAGAAGGGGGGGAAGGGAGGGAAGGAGGAGAGGGACGGGACUGGGUCACUGGCAGCGGCGGCAAGGAGCAUGGCGGAGCAUAAAGACGUUGCUCCCAAGGCGAAGAAGGGCGGGGGAGGGGGCAUUUCAGGAUCGAGCAUCCAUGUGUCUAGAGAGGACCCCACACUGAAAUACGAGCUGCUGGAGGAACUGGGCAAGGGGUCCUACGGUUCCGUGUACAAGGGGCGAGACCGCAUUAGCUCAGAACUGGUGGCUAUCAAAGUCAUCUCUCUCGCUGAAGGGGAGGAGGGAUUUGAGGAGAUAAGGGGAGAGAUUGAGAUGCUUCAGCAGUGCAACCAUCCCAACGUUGUGCGAUACUAUGGCAGCUACCAGGGAGACGACUUCCUGUGGAUUGUGAUGGAGUAUUGCGGUGGCGGCAGCGUGGCUGACCUUAUGAACAACACGGACUCGCCGCUUGAGGAAGGCAUGAUUGCCUACGUAUGCCGGGAGUCCAUCAAGGGUCUGGCGUACCUGCACGAGAUAGGCAAGGUGCAUCGCGACAUCAAGGGCGGCAACAUCUUGCUGAGCGACUCGGGGGAGAUCAAGCUGGGGGACUUUGGAGUGGCGGCGCAGCUCACCCGCACCAUGUCCAAACGCAACACGUUCAUAGGCACGCCCCACUGGAUGGCACCGGAGGUGAUUCAGGAGAGUCUGUACGACGGCAAGGUGGACGUGUGGGCGCUGGGCAUCACUGCCAUUGAAAUGGCCGAGGGCCUGCCGCCACGCUCAAACAUCCAUCCCAUGAGAGUGCUUUUCAUGAUCUCCAGAGAACCGUCUCCCACAUUAGAGGACCCCGAGAAAUGGUCCCUUCUAUUCCACGAUUUCGUGGCCAAGUGUCUGAUCAAGGAGCCCAAACAGCGCCCCACGACGCCAGCGCUGCUGCAGCACAAGUUCAUCGAGAGGUGCAAGGAUACCGCUGUGGUGCUCAAGAAACGCAUCGACCAGGCCAAGGCGAUGCGAGAGGAGGCGAAGAAACAGAGAUUGGCUGCUGCAGCUUUGGAGGAGCAGAACAGCGUUUCAGAGGAUUCCAUGGGUACGGGCACGGUGAAGCAGAGGGGGGACGCCAUGGGCGGGACAGUGAAGGCUCGUUCUGCUCCAUCCGCCUAUGCUGACGACGAUGAACCUGAUUUCGGCACGUUUGUGAACAAGGACUAUGAGUCCGAGGAUGAGGCAAUGGACACCGGCACGAUGCGUGUCGCCAGGUCAGACGAGCCGUCCGCCAAGUCAGCAGCUGCCACGUCAGCAGCAGAGGGCGUGGAGUCAUCUUCGGAUAACAUCGGCGCAGCGCUGGCAGCUCUGGGAGGGCAACGCAAGGCCAAGCCAGCACAGGCCAAGUCCGCCCCCUCUCGAAGGGCAGAGCGCCCUCCUGUCCCUCCGAAGCAGGCAGCAGCGGCGGGUAUGGAGCUAGAAGCAAAGCGGAGGAAGGGCACGGAUUUCUUUGCGGGGGCGAGACAGGCGAUGGAGGAUGGGACGAGGCAGGCCAUUGCUGACAGCACCAAGCCCGCUCAGCGAGCCAGCCCUGGGCUGCAGGAUAAGCUAUCAGCAGUGUAUGCAGCGGGCAACACGGUCCCCAUCCCCUUCCUCCGUGCGUGCGACAUCUCUCCUCUCGCUCUCAUCGCCUCAUCCGGCCCUGACGGCGCUCCCUUUGACCAGUGCGGGCUGGAGGCGAUUCAGGAGCUGUCAGGGAGCGGUGGGCUGGCGGGGAGCAAGGGCGCCAGACGAACGCCGGCUGCUGAGGUCCCCCUACCCCCCAGUGUAUAUCGCAGACUAGCCAACAGCACCACCCUCCCCAAUCUCGCCCGAGCGCUCGCCUACCAUAAACAGUGUUUGGACGAGAUGCCCUUACAAGGAUGGCAAGUAACGCAAGAGAAGGCCAUCAUACACAACCUAUCUGACACCAUACGGACCAUACUCCGCCUCUAUAGCAUCGCGAGCAGCAUGUCCGGCGGAGACGAGGUAUCGGCACUGGUGCUGGAUCUGGGCUCGCACACGUGCAAGGCGGGAUACGCAGGGGAGGAUGCUCCUAAAGCCGUCUUCCCCUCGGUGUUUGGUGUGAUAGAGGCAGAUGCGGGACGUGCAGGCGAGGAGGGGAAAAGGGGAGAGGGCAGCGAAGCAGAGGGGCCGGAUGCGAAGAGAGUGAAGCUGGAAGGGGGCGCGGCUGCAGCAGGGGCGUCGGCGAAUGGGGGCUCGCCAGGUGGCAAGAGAAAGCUAUUUGUGGGGAGCAAUGCUCUUGGAUACAGACGAGACUUCAUGGAGGUGGUGCCCUCCGUGUCCAAUGGCCUUCUUUCGGACUGGGAAGGAGUUGCUGCCAUUUGGGAGCAUGCGCUUAAAGACCGCCUACUGGUAGACCCCAAGGAGCAUGCAGUGCUGCUGGCAGAGCCGUCCUUCAACCCGCCAGCAGCGCGUGAGAAGACCGUGCAGCUCAUGUUUGAAACCCUCGGGCCUCCGGCGGUGUUCCUUGCAAGGAAUGCUGUUCUGACGUCUUUCUCCUGUGGAAAAGCCACCUCGCUUGUUGUCGACAGCGGCUUCUCAUCCACAACAGUUGCUGCAGUGCACGAUGGAUACGUGCUGCAGAAGUCCCUCCGUCGAUCGCCUGUGGCUGGGGAUGCACUUACAGAGUUUCUCCUUCGUUCCGUGGGCAGGCAAAAGGUCCGCCCUCGGUUCUCGUUUAAGCGAGUGUUGAUUCGACCAGGCCAGUUCGAGCUAGUGGACCAGGCCUACCCCAACACCACGGACAGCUACCGCCUGUACAUGCAGAAGUCGACAGCAGAAGACAUGAAGGAGACGGUGUGCCGUGUGCCCGAUGCUCCCUACGAUGAUCUCUCCUUCUCCAAUGUCCCAACAGUGGCAUAUGAAUUGCCAGACGGCCAGGUUUUGGAGGUGGGCAGUGACCGGUUCAAAGUGGCUGACACCCUCUUCAAUCCAAGCCUGCUCUCUUCAAUUGCUUCAGCCGACCCCUCCAGUGGGGGAUGGACAGCAGAGGCCAUUGCUGAUGCGGCCAAAUCACCGGGGAUUGCGAGAAUGGUGGUUGACAGCAUCAGCAAGUGUGAUGUGGAUAUCCGAAAGGAUCUCUACAGCUCUGUGCUGUUGUCUGGAGGCACUAUGGCCAUGCAGCAGAUCAAAGAGCGCUUGGAGAAGGAGCUCAUGGCGGAGGCCCCACAAACAGCAAAAGUGAAGGUUUUGGCAAGCGGCAAUGUUAUUGAAAGGAAGUUCAGUGUAUGGAUUGGAGGUAGCAUUCUCGCUUCCUUGGGUUCGUUCCAACAAAUGUGGCUCUCUAAGGCAGAGUAUGAGGAGCAUGGAUCUGCCGUGUCGACUUCCCUGCAUUUCCCUCUCACACUUGCCUCCCUCCUUGUUUCUCUUCCCGUCAUCCGUAUCCCUCUUGAUCUCCUUCAAAAUCAGGUUUAUGGCGAAGAGUGGUCAUUUGGCUAUUGCGAGCGCGGGUCAGGGGUGUUCAGUUGUCCGCCUAAGGGGAACCCCAUGUACACAUUUAGAGAGACGGUGGAGAUGGGUGUCACAGGCAUGGGGGAGAAGAAAGUAGGCGAGCUGCUCCGGAGAUUGAGUAAAGAAUGGCCAGGGCGCUCAUACGACAUGCUCGCACGAAAUUGCAAUCACUUCUGUGACGAAUUUUGUCAAGCGCUCGGCGUUGGUCCUACUCCAGUGUGGGUCAACCGCUUUGCAUAUGCUGGAGAUGUGACGUUGGAAUUCUACGAUCAAGCAUCAACUCAGCUUUCUCAAUUCCGUGAUUCGAUGACCCAGCUCAGCACCAGCACCUACAACUAUCUCUUUGGCCCACCACAAACGCCACCACUCACAGCAUCUGCAUCCUUCCCGGCGGUGGCCUCUGCUGCUAUGAAUGGGGAAACUCGAGUGCCUGUGUCAAAGAGCAUGGGUCCCCUCAUUAUCGCCAUGUUCGGCGUGGAAUUUCUAUUCGGGGUCAGCCAAGCGAACAGUCCUGUCUGGAUCAGCCAAUCUCCAAUCGCCAGCAUCAUUUGCCUGAUUGCGGUCGUUCUCACAGUAGUCGGGGUGGUCUUCCAGCCGCGGUGGGCCAUCGCUAUCAGCCGCCUCUUUCAGCCAGCAGUGCUGUUUGAAGUUGACACCAAAGAGAAAAUUGUGGGUCUCACAAUCGACGAUGGUCCCAACGGCAAAUUCACCAGCGAGACUCUGGAUAUUCUCAAGGCGCACGGGUGUUCGGCAACCUUCUUCCUUAUCGGGUCUAAUAUUGAUAAAUACCCUGACCUCGUGGAGCGCAUGGUGCAAGACGGGCAUGAAGUGGCGAAUCACAUGAUGGCGGAUUAUCCAGGCUGCCUGCUCUCCACCAAGCAAUUCAUGGCAUCAAUGCUCGAGGUGGACGCCAAGCUCUAUCGCUUCUUCCCUCUCGACUCCCAUGGCCGUCAAAUCAAGUGGUUCAGACCGGGCUAUGGCUUUGCCACGCCACACAUGCAGUACAGUGCGCACAGCCAUGGGUACAGGCUCGCCCUGGGCUCCGUGUUUCCCCUGGAUCCGCUCUUUAAGGGCUGCGGUGCUUUCCUUGCCCGCUUCUGCCUGUGGAAGAUGUACCCAGGGGCCAUCAUCAUCCUUCACGAUCGCCCACAGCAGGGCCCACAGACCAACCAUAUUCUGCGGAUUUUGCUGCCCGAGUUGAAGCAGCAAGGCUAUAGAAUAGUUAACCUGACCGAACUGGUGAACAGUGUAAAGUGCAGAGAAAUCAGUCACGUGAAUGGGGGAAAGCAGGACUAA